AUGCAAGCGCUACACUCCCCCACUCUCCGCGCUUCUCCCUUGGACCCGCUUCGUGCUCCCGACAAUGCCGCCAAAAGACGAAAUGCCGCCGCCAAGCGCGUGUUCUUCGUCUCCGCCUCGGCGGCGCCCAAGGUCUCUGCGCCGCAGCGCCAGAAGGACCCCAAGAAGCGCGUGGUCAUCACCGGAAUGGGCCUAGCGUCCGUGUUCGGCAACGACAUCGAAGGCUACUACGAGAAGCUCCUUGCCGGCGAGAGUGGCAUCACCGCCAUCGAUCGCUUUGACGCUUCCAAGUUCCCCACCCGCUUUGGCGGCCAGAUCCGCGGCUUCUCCGCCGAGGGCUACAUCGACGGCAAGAACGACCGCCGCCUCGACGACUGCCUCCGCUAUUGCAUUGUUGCUGGCAAGAAGGCCCUCGAAAACGCCGACCUCGCCGCUGAUAAUCUCUCCAAGCUUGAUAAGGAGCGUGCCGGUGUUCUCGUGGGAUCCGGAAUGGGAGGCCUAACGGUGUUUUCUGACGGUGUUCAGUCUCUGAUUGAGAAAGGGCACCGGAAGAUAACGCCGUUUUUCAUUCCGUAUGCCAUUACUAACAUGGGUUCGGCUUUGCUUGGAAUUGACCUUGGGUUCAUGGGUCCUAACUAUUCUAUUUCCACUGCUUGUGCUACCUCCAAUUAUUGCUUUUAUGCUGCGGCGAACCAUAUACGUAGAGGGGAGGCUGAAUUGAUGAUUGCGGGUGGGACUGAGGCAGCCAUUAUUCCUAUUGGGUUAGGGGGUUUCGUCGCUUGCAGGGCCCUUUCCCAGAGGAAUGAUGACCCCAAAACUGCUUCAAGGCCGUGGGAUAAGGAGCGUGAUGGCUUUGUUAUGGGUGAAGGUGCUGGAGUUUUGGUAAUGGAGAGCUUGGAACAUGCCAUGAAGCGAGGCGCUCCUAUUAUUGCUGAAUACUUGGGAGGUGCUGUUAACUGUGAUGCUUACCACAUGACUGAUCCAAGGUCUGAUGGACUUGGUGUGUCUUCAUGCAUUCAGAGCAGCCUUGAAGAUGCUGGUGUGUCACCUGAGGAGGUCAACUACAUAAAUGCACAUGCAACUUCCACUCUUGCUGGUGACUUGGCAGAGAUUAAUGCUAUUAAGAAGGUUUUCAAGGACACUUCCGACAUCAAAAUUAAUGCCACCAAGUCUAUGAUAGGGCACUGCCUUGGUGCAGCUGGGGGUUUGGAAGCUAUUGCCACUGUUAAAGCCAUAACAACAGGAUGGCUGCAUCCAACAAUCAAUCAAUUUAACCCAGAACCGGCAGUAGAUUUUGAUACAGUGGCAAAUGUCAAGCAGCAGCAUGAAGUCAAUGUUGCUAUUUCAAAUUCAUUUGGAUUUGGUGGACACAACUCUGUGGUGGCAUUCUCUGCAUUCAGGCCCUGA
This is a messenger RNA of Sphenostylis stenocarpa, 1407 nucleotides long. NCBI's taxonomy places the organism in Eukaryota, Viridiplantae, Streptophyta, Magnoliopsida, Fabales, Fabaceae. The record is from the annotation of a GenBank genome assembly.